AUGUGUAUGGAACAUGGAAGUUGAUCUAUACAUGGAACAUUUUUGUGUUCGGUCGGUUCAAAUCUGACGUCUGUUAAUUAGUGAAAUUGGUGGUUUACGGUUGUUAUACAUUUUAUUAUUGUAAAUGUGUUUCUUCAAUUUUUAAUAUUAAAAAUAUAUGAUAGGUAAUAUAAGUGAGUUUUUAUUUGGUGAAUCGUCAAACACGUGAAUAUAUAUUUAUGUAGAUGAUUUUUUAUCAAUAAUAUGGCAAAACGGCAAAGUACCCUCUUCAACUAUUUUUCAUCGCCAAAACAAACAUGUAAAAAAGAACAACCGAUGAAAAAAGAUGUUCCUAAAACUGAAGAUGAUGAUGAAGUUAUUGUAUCAUUUUCCAAAAAGAGAAAUAGGCAAAUAAUAGAAGAUUCAUCUGAUAGUGAAAAUGAAAAGCCACCAACUCACAAAAAACUUCAUCUUUCAAAUAACGAAUCAGAAACUGGAAAUUUUGCUUUAAACAAAAGUAAUCCAAUCAUUUCUAAAAUGGGGGAUUCUGAUGUAGAAAAUGGGGAAUCAAAAAAGAACAUGAAAUCUUUUUCAUUCAAGAAAGAAGUUCAAAACCUUCCUAAUCCAACAGAGUUUACAUGUACCACAAUAACAUCUGAGAUUAAGGACAUCCACUCAAAUUGGCUGCAUACAACAUUGGAUUUUCUUCAACCAAAGAGAAUUAUGGAUAGUAACAAAAGAAAACCCAAUCAUCCCAAUUAUGAUUCAAAAACAUUGUUUGUUCCGGAAAGCUAUUUGAAUAGUGUAACUCCUGCUAUGAGACAAUGGUGGGUUUUGAAAAGUCAACACUUCGAUUCAAUUCUAUUUUUUAAAGUUGGAAAGUUUUAUGAACUUUAUCACAUGGAUGCUGUAACUGGCGUAACUCAGCUUGGACUUUCCUAUAUGAAGGGAGAUUUUGCACAUUCUGGAUUCCCAGAAAGUGCUUAUGGUAAAAUGGCAAAUCUUCUGAUAGAUAAAGGAUAUAAAGUUGCAAGAGUCGAACAAACUGAGACUCCUGAAAUGCUAGCAGAACGAUGUAAAAAUACGAAAUUGUUGACUAAGUUUGAUAAGGUUACAAAUAGAGAAAUUUGUCAAAUUACAUCAAAAGCUACUUGUAUAUAUACUCCUCAGAUGCCAGAAUGGUCAAAUGAAUUACCAUAUUAUCUAUAUGCUUUGUGCAUGAAGGAAUUUUCUUCUGAUAAAAUUCAAAUUGGAGUAUGUUUUGUAGAAACUUCAAUAAGUGUAUUUCGCUUAUCAGAGUUUGAAGAUGAUAAACACUUUUCAAGAUUACUGUCUUUAUUUGCAGAAUACCCCCCUACCCUAAUUUUAAUUGAAAAGGGAGGACUCAAUAAACCGCUCAAUAAUUUAUUGAAUUCACAUUUCAAGGAUAUUAAGAAAGAAUUUUUAAUUCCAAAUACUCAAUUUCUGACUGCAUCAAAUACAUUGGAAACUCUUUUAUCAGAGUGUUAUUUCAGAAACAAGGAAGGACAAUUUCAUUGGCCUCUGUUUUUUAAAACCAUCGCUAAUGAUUGUGUAGCCAAACCUAACUGUGAACUAACAACCAGAUGCCUUGGCGCUUGUAUGUGGUAUUUAAAAAAUUCUAAACUAGAUAUACAAACGUUGUCAUUACAAAAAUUUGAAUGGUAUGAUCCAUUGGAAUAUGCGAUGAAUAAAAAAAAACAACAAGAUUAUUUAGUCUUAGAUGCUAUUACGAUUGACAAUUUGGAAUUACUUGGAACUACAGGAUCACUAAAACAAGUGUUAGAUCACUGUGAAACGGCUUUUGGUAAAAGGUUACUGGUUAGGUGGAUUUGCAGACCAUUGUGUAAUUCUUUGAAGAUUGAAGAAAGACAAAAUGCAAUUAAAUAUUUAGUGGAUAACAGCUCCUUGCUCAAUAAUACUCGAAUGGUACUUAAAGGAAUGCCCGAUUUGGAACGUUUUCUAAUGAAAAUACACACAUAUGGUAACAAGUUUUUGUCAACAAACCAUCCAGAUAGUAGAGCUGUGUUAUAUGAGAAUAACACUUAUUCUAGAAAUAAAAUCAAAGAUUUUCUAAAGACUUUAAAAGCUUUUGAAACAUCAUAUGAAAUAAUAGAUUUAUUCCAGGGAUGUGAAAAUAGGCUGUUGAGAAAAUUAACUCAAUUAGAACCAAAUGGAGUAUAUCCGGAUAUCAUGGAAACCAUUUCAUAUUUCACAAAUGCAUUUGAUCAACAACAAGCUGAAAAAGAUGGAAAAAUAAUUCCCAAAACAGGUGUGAUAGAUGAAUAUGAUGAGAUCGAAGUCAUUAUAGAAAAUUUGAAAAAAAAAUUGGAUAAUUACUUGAAUGAACAAUCUAAAUUCUUUGGUUGUAAUGUAACAUAUGUUGGUACAGAUAAGAAACGGUAUCAAUUGGAAGUUCCUGAAAUUAAAAGUAAUAAAGCAACUGAUGAGUAUAGACUAGAAGGUGCUAAGAAAGGAGCAAAACCUGUCAAGAGAUUCACUACUGCAACAACAAGGGACUUAUUAUCACAGAUGAUAGAUGCAGAGUCAACUAAGGAGAAAGUUAUUCUUGAUCUAAGCAGAAAAAUUUUUGAAAAAUUUAAUGAUAAGAGAGACAAAUUUGAUACAGUAAUUCAGUGCUUGACAAUAUUAGAUGUUUUAUGCUCUCUAGCAGAGUAUGCUAGAACAUAUUCAUUCGAAAUUUGUUUGCCAACAAUUUUACCUUUUGAUGAUCAGCCCAAGCUACUAAUUGAAAAUGGUAGACAUCCAGUUGCCCAAAAUCUUGAAAAUUAUAUUCCAAAUGAUACAAAAAUGGGAGUGAAUGAAUUGCCUAGUUUAUUAAUAAUCACGGGUCCUAAUAUGGGUGGAAAAUCAACAUUGAUGAGACAAAUUGCUAUUAUUUCUAUUAUGGCCCAAAUUGGGAGUUUUGUACCAGCAUCCAAAUGUGAACUUACUCUUAUAGAUCGAAUUUUUACUCGCCUUGGUGCUCAAGAUGAUAUGAAAAACUCUCAAUCUACAUUUUAUGUGGAACUUUCAGAAGCAGCUAGUAUAUUACAAUAUGCUAGCCAACAUUCUUUAUUGAUUAUUGAUGAAUUAGGGCGAGGAACUUCUACACAUGAUGGAAAUGCUAUAGCAACCAGCUAUGUAAAUAAAUUAAUCCGACUUAAAUGCCGAACUGCAUUUUCUACUCACUAUCAUUCUCUUGUUGAUAAUUUUCUCGACUGUUCAGAUGUGCAAUUAGGACAUAUGGCUUGUCUAAUUGAAAGUGAUCCAGAUUCGACUAUUGAGAAUGUAACUUUCCUUUACAAGUUGGCAACCGGCAGAUGUCCCAAAUCUUAUGGUUUUAAUGCUGCGAGACUUGCAGGACUUGAACGUCAAGUAAUUAUUGAUGCUAUGAAAGUAGCCAAAACCUUGGAAGAACAGAGUUAUUUGCAGAAUGUUAUUCAAGCUGUGAUGACCUCUGAAAAUUUGUCAGAAAUUCGACAAAUAUUAAAAUCCCUACUUAUUAUAAAUGAGUGAUUUAUAGUUUUUUCGAUGCUCUCAAUCUUUUUUACUUGAUGUAUUUAUUAUAAAUGUUAGUAUGUCAUAAAAUAAAAGUUGAGAAUCAA
Diorhabda carinulata is the source of this 3605-nucleotide messenger RNA. RefSeq names its product probable DNA mismatch repair protein Msh6 (gene Msh6). Bases 244 to 3516 code for a protein of 1090 amino acids. Gene Ontology annotation, molecular function: ATP-dependent DNA damage sensor activity; mismatched DNA binding; ATP binding. Gene Ontology annotation, biological process: mismatch repair. Lineage: Eukaryota; Metazoa; Arthropoda; Insecta; Coleoptera; Chrysomelidae. The transcript is spliced from 15 exons. The record is from RefSeq and is a predicted model, not a curated record. Gene Ontology annotation, cellular component: nucleus; MutSalpha complex.